This is a messenger RNA of Oppiella nova, 1798 nucleotides long. The record is from the annotation of a GenBank genome assembly. Lineage: Eukaryota; Metazoa; Arthropoda; Arachnida; Sarcoptiformes; Oppiidae.
CGUUUUUCAUAUAUUAAUAUUAAUAGUUUUCAAAAUGAAACAUAUAACUGUGGCGAUCAUUUUUACAAUAGUUGCUAUAAAAUGUGUGUUAAGUUUUAAAUAUAAUUACAUCACAAGCGAUGGUAUAAUUCAUUUAAAUGUUACAUAUAAUGAGACAAUCAUUGAUUUACCCGAAGAUGCGGUCGCUUUACUUAUAUAUGAAAACAAUGUCAACAAAACCGGUUGGGCGAAUUUAGAGCUACGAACUUACGACGGCUUUCCCGAUGAGGUGCAGUCAUAUAUGGGUGGAGUGAUCGAGGGCUACAUAACUGGACAACUAAUUCACAUGAGUUAUCGCAAUAUUAUUGAAGGCAUUUGCGACCAAAAGACACAAAUUUGUAAAUCAUUUAAAGAAUUUGUGAAAAAUAAUACAAAAUUUGUCGAAACUAUGAUAUCUAAACACAAAGACGACUACUGGCAUCAGUUGAGUCUAAUAUACCAACAAAUUAAUGGUUUAGAAAAAGGGUAUGAGUUAUGGAAAGUGGAAAAUGAUAUCAAAAAUGCGACGGAAACUCAAUAUAUGAGGUAUGAGUUAUGGAAAGUGGAAAAUGAUAUCAAAAAUGCGACGGAAACUCAAUAUAUGAGUGAAAUAUUUUGGCUAAACUUAUGGACAGAAACGGCGAGUUUGGCGCGAAUCGUGAGCCCCAACUCAACCGUCCAUCACAGCGACCACUGCUCGGCGAUUGUCAAACCCCUGGCCGAUGGGAGCGACCUAUUUGUGUCGCACAACUCGUGGACCCCAUAUCAGGCUAUGUUACGAGUGCUCAAGAAAUACAGUUUCGCUUUCAAUACAUUGCAGUCAAACCGCACGAAACCAAUAGCCGGUCAUUCGGUGACCUUCUCUUCAUAUCCGGGUCUUGUCUUCUCUGUCGAUGACUUUUAUGUCAUAUCAUCGGGUCUUGUGGUGCAGGAGACCACGAAUGGCAACUAUAAUCAAUCCCUGUAUAGACAUAUCAGAGCCGAUAAUGUAAUCUUUGAGUUCAUACGCAAUGUUGUGUCCAAUCGUUUGGCCGAAUCGGGCAAAGAGUGGACACAACUGUUUAGUCCUUAUAAUAGCGGGACAUAUGACAACCAGUUUAUGAUCGUUGACUACAAACUAUUCAAAAGGGGUACAAAAGUGUCCGAUUUGGCCAAUGAUUUGCUAUGGAUUGUGGAGCAGAUGCCGGACAUCAUACACGCGGCUGACGUAACUCCUGUGCUCCGGGCACAGGGCUAUUGGGCCUCAUAUAAUGUGCCAUAUUUUCCGGAUAUCUACCAAAUGAGUGGCACCGCCGAUAUGUUCCGCAAAUUUGGUCCCUUUUAUAGCCACAACUCGACCGCUCGGGCGCUGAUCUUCCGCAGGGAUGAGUCGAAAGUCACGGAUUUGCAGACUUUGUAUUCAUUGAUGCGUUACAAUGACUUCAAAAGGGAUCCGUUGUCUCAGUGCCAGACAUAUAACAAGCAAUGCAUUCCUCCCUAUUCUGCGGACCUAACCAUCGCUGCCCGCAAUGAUCUCAACGAAGUCACCGGCAGUUACGCCAUCCCUGAGUGGUCUCACGAUCUCGAGGGUGCCAUCGAUGCGAAGAUGACUACAUCGACGAUGGUCUGGGAUCUGGAGAUGUUGGCCGUCAGCGGACCCACUGAUGCACAACAGCCGCCAUUCCAGUGGUCCACCAGUGGCUUCAAGGGUAACCAUUUUGGACACCCGGAUACGUUUCAUUUCAAACCCAUUUAUGUUAAAUGGUUUCCCAAAACUUACGAAACUGCGGACGACGUCUAA